GAAGAUAUAUCAAUAAUAUUGUAAUAAUUGUGUAUAUUUAUGUUUCCAUAUUAAUGUAAAUCAAAUCCCAUUGAAAGGGGAUCACGGCUGUCAAGCCUUAGGAUUAGUUGCAUAUCUACUGUACACUUUUGUAUAUAUAUGUGUUUCUCUGUUAAUGAAAAAUCAUCACAAUUUCUUCCAUUAAUUUAUUCAACCAUUAUCAUUAUGCUUGCUCUAUUAUUUUAGAUGGUAUCAAGAGCAAAGUUCCUGGUGCCUCAUUUUCCUUUGCAAAAAUUCUGACAACCAUUGAAACAUCAUGACAGGUGGUAACAUUGAUACUGCCACUCCAACCAUAGAUUCAUCCAACCCUUUUUUCAUUCAUCACUCAGACCAACCUGGUCAUAUGCUUGUUCCUACGAAAUUAAAUGGCUCCAACUAUCCAUCAUGGAGUAAAUCCAUGAUUCAUGCUCUCACAGCAAAAAAUAAAAUUAGUUUCAUUGAUGGAUCUAUAGAACCACCUUCCGAAAAAAAUCCAACUCAAUAUGCCCUUUGGAAUCAGUGCAAUAGCAUGAUUCUAUCAUGGUUCACUCACUCAGUAGAACCAGAUCUAGCCAAAGGAGUCGUUCAUGCCAAAACGGCUCGCCAAGUGUGGGAAGAUUUCAGAGAUCAAUUUUCACAAAAAAAUGCACCAGCGAUCUACCAGAUUCAAAAGUCAUUGUCGUCACUUUCACAAGGCACAAUGUCGAUUUCAACAUAUUUCACAAAACUCAAGAGCCUUUGGGACGAAUUAGAUACAUAUCGGCCUAUCCCUGCUUGUAAUCAGAUGAAUGCACACGUCGAACAAAGAGAUGAAGAUCGGAUGAUGCAAUUUCUAAUGGGCCUCAGUGAUACUUACAAUGGUGUUCGUAGUAAUAUUCUUAUGAUUACUCCACUGCCCAAUGUUCGUCAGGCCUAUUCCCUUGUUAUUCAAGAUGAAAUGCAACGACAAAUGACUUCGGAGACAACUGAAAACUUCUCUAUUGCUGCAGCGAUUCAACAUCGUUCAAACAACUUCUCAAAUAAAUCAAAGGGCAGGCAUUGUGAGCACUGUAACAGAGAAGGUCACACAAUUGAAAAUUGCCGAACCCUAAAAUUUUAUUGCAAACAUUGCGAUAGGAAAGGACAUACGGAAGAUCGUUGCAAAUACAAGAAUGGGACUUGGACAUCCGACAACUCCGAUAAUAGACGAGGCCAGUCACAACAGCAACGUGGAAUUCGUAAGAAUUUUUUUUUUAUAAUUCUUCGGUUAAUUAUAUAUUUACAAAGCCUUGGAUUUUAGAUAGCGGGGCCACCGAUCAUAUCACGUGUGAUUCCA
This is a messenger RNA of Erythranthe guttata (spotted monkey flower), 1333 nucleotides long. Lineage: Eukaryota; Viridiplantae; Streptophyta; Magnoliopsida; Lamiales; Phrymaceae. The record is from RefSeq and is a predicted model, not a curated record.